AUGAAGGAAUUCGAGUACAACGUCCUUCCAAGCCGAGUCAUCUUUGGCUCCGGCUCUGUCAAGAAACUCCCCGCUGAGAUUCAGCGUCUCAAUGUUUCUCGACCCCUUCUCCUCGCAACGCCCGGGAAGAGCAACUUCUCAAAUCAGCUGUCUGACAUCAUCCAAGCCGCCGCCAUCACUAUAGCCGGCACUUUCCCCCACGCAAAAGCGCACACGCCGACCUCUGUGACGGAAGAAGCAACCGCCUUUCUCGCCUCCGUCGCCGCCGACUGCGUGGUUUCCAUUGGCGGCGGCUCAGUAGUCGGCCUAGGCAAAGCCGUCUCCAUUCGCACAGGAGUACCCCAUAUCAGCAUACCCACGACGUACUCGGGCUCGGAAAUGACGCCCAUUCUCGGCGAGACGCAAAAUGGCAAGAAGACGACGCGGUCGGAUCCCAAGAUUCUGCCCGCAGUCGUCAUCUACGACGCAGACUUUACCAUGACGCUGCCGCCCGCCAUCUGUAGUACUUCUGGAAUCAACGCCAUUGCCCACGCCGUAGAGGCGCUCUACGCGACGAAUGCCAACCCCAUCACUUCGAUGCUUGCGCUCGAGGGCAUCAAGGCGCUGGCAGCGGCGUUGCCACAGAUUGUCCGCAGCCCGGAAUCCCAGGCGCCAAGGGAGGAGGCUCUUUACGGCGCUUGGCUUUGCGGCGCUGUCCUGGGGAGCUCAUCCAUGGGGCUUCACCAUAAGCUGUGCCAUGUGCUCGGGGGGUCGUUUACACUCCCCCAUGCAGAGACACACACCGUCGUGCUGCCGCAUGCGCUGUCGUAUAACGCGCCUGCCAUCCCGGAGCAGAUGGCCAAGUUGGCUACUGUUUUCCCCGGAAGCAAUGGAGACGCUCUACGCGGUCUGGAGCUGUUGCUGCAAGAGCUGGGGGUGCCGCGGGCACUCAAGGACUUGGGCAUGGAGGAGGGCGAUAUCGAAAAGGCGACCGAGAUUGCCGCGGGUAAUCAGUACCCGAACCCGCGUCCACUGGAGAAACAAUGGAUUCGCGAACUGAUUCGACGAGCUUGGGCUGGAGAAACUGCCAAGGCAGACUUGUGCAAUGAGUAA
This is a messenger RNA of Metarhizium brunneum ARSEF 3297, 1092 nucleotides long. It is a transcript of the gene tfdF, whose product is annotated as Maleylacetate reductase. Lineage: Eukaryota; Fungi; Ascomycota; Sordariomycetes; Hypocreales; Clavicipitaceae. Gene Ontology annotation, cellular component: mitochondrion. The record is from RefSeq and is a predicted model, not a curated record. Gene Ontology annotation, molecular function: metal ion binding; maleylacetate reductase activity; alcohol dehydrogenase (NAD+) activity.